AUGGAGAUGUUACACCCACCUGAGUCCAAAGCCUUGCCAACAGACUGUGAGAUUUGGACGAGACACUCAUCUCUGUCUCUCAUGAUGGCAUCAUUGGGCUCAAGCUGGGGCUUCGGGUUGCUAGCUAUAAUUUUGCCGAACAUAGUACUGCAGGGUGGUUGGGCCAACGUCUUUUAUAUCGAGCCUCCCUCGUAUCCAGCUAUCCUGUCCAUCAGCGCGUCGGGCAACGGUUGUCCACAGGGCACGCCGUACUUCGUCCCGGCGCCAAAUGGGACUUUGGACUGGGAUGACUGGACGCUAGUUAUGCCCAACUUCACUGCGCGCGAUGGUCUCGGCUCCGAUCCAACAGAGCGCACAAAGAACUGCCAAACUCACCUGAACCUCGCGGAAGCACCCACGGGCUGGCAGGUCACGCUUCGAGGCCUGACAGCGCGGGGCUACGUCCGUCUUGACCCGGAGGCGACUGUCCAGGCUCUCGGGACCGUGUAUUGGUCUCAAGACCCAACGGCCGCAAGUUUCACGUGGGCCCCAGCAUUUACGUCGUGCCUCCUUUCUGACAUGCAGCAGGCCACUACCAAGAAUGUCACACUCAAGGCUGAUAGCAAGAUGGAGGGCCCGGCAACCAUUGAGCUCCGGUGGGACACGGAUGGCCCUGGGAUCUGGACCCCAUGCGACACGCCUGGUCAACGGGGGGGCCAUGGCAUUCUCAACGUAAACUUCAGAGUUGUGACGCGAGGCACGGAGAACGGUGGCGAGGCAUACUUUGGCAACUAUGGGGACCAUUUUGUGACGGAGAAACUGGACUGGAUGUGGAGGCCAUGCACUGUGCACGCGCCAUCUAUGUCGGCGACCCCUCCAGCAAGCCUCUCGGGUCUGCCAACCACGGUCAGCAUACCAGCAGAGAGCCCGACAGAUGCAGGUACCAGCGGGUAUGAGCAAGAUCCUCCUUCCAAGACCCUCACAACCUCAGACAAAUUUGCUCCGACAUCCGCAGAGAUGGCCUAG
Messenger RNA from Thyridium curvatum, 1005 nucleotides. RefSeq lists its product as uncharacterized. The coding region runs from base 1 to 1005 and encodes 334 amino acids. The transcript has a single exon. The record is from RefSeq and is a predicted model, not a curated record. Lineage: Eukaryota; Fungi; Ascomycota; Sordariomycetes; Thyridiales; Thyridiaceae.